This is a messenger RNA of Hippocampus zosterae (dwarf seahorse), 1378 nucleotides long. RefSeq names its product urotensin II-related peptide (gene urp2). Gene Ontology annotation, molecular function: hormone activity. The record is from RefSeq and is a predicted model, not a curated record. Lineage: Eukaryota; Metazoa; Chordata; Actinopteri; Syngnathiformes; Syngnathidae. The transcript has 5 exons. Bases 348 to 950 code for a protein of 200 amino acids. Gene Ontology annotation, biological process: regulation of blood pressure; blood vessel diameter maintenance. Gene Ontology annotation, cellular component: extracellular region.
CCGCCGACAAAAACUCUUGACAAGCCUUCUUCUUUAAGAGGCGCAUCUCUGAAACUUGAACCAGCAGUAAGGAUAGAGAGGAUUCAUUCAGACAACUAGAAAACUAUUUAAAUAUAUCGCUGCGUGGACGAACACCGAAUCUUGGUUGAAAUAGUACUUUUUUCUUUUGAAACUCUUCCAUUUUACAUAUAUUUUGGGGGAAAAUACAGAUUGAAAACACACACAAAAUGAUGAUGAUCAAUGGACCGUCUUCAAAAUAAGACAAAACCAAAGAAUCCGAAGACACACCAAAAACCUCAAUCGUCUUUUCAUUUUUCGUCCUUCCCAAGUCAUCAAAGAGAUCAACGAUGCUUUGUCAAACUGCAAAAUUGCCGUUCCUUCCUGUUAUGAUGUUGAUUGUCACCACCCAAGUCUGGGCAGCACCGACAGAGAGAGAUCACAUGAAACCUCCAAGUCUUCUUCCUACUCAUUUUCAUUUGUCAGCUGCACCGCCAAGGUUUUCCGCCUUUGGUCAAAGUGAGCUCCUCAAACAAUGGCGUGUGAACGGCAGAGCGUCUGGGACGGAAGGCACAAGACGAGGAGACCGAAUCACCUCCAAGACUGCUGGCCUGAGAUACCCUUCGGGGGCAGACGGUUCUGAGAAGCGGGUCCAGAUACUGAAAAUGAUCUCAGUUCUUGAGGAGAUGCAUCGGACGUUCAACAGUACACUGAGCACAAGGAUCACCUUCCUGCCAAGAGGAAAUGCCAGAAAUCCAGGGCGAAAAAAUAAAAUGGCUGCAGUGAUGUUGCCGACGGUCCUACCAGCAACCACUGGUAGCACGGCUUCCAGAGCGAGUGCUGGCGUCAUCGUUCCCAGCCUUACCGGCCGCGUCUCACGCAAGUCGCUUCCACCACAGUCCAAGAAGACCAACAAAAGAGUGUGCUUCUGGAAGUACUGCUCCCAAAACUGAGUUCCCGCGUAAACCCAUUGUGAGCCACUUUUCGCUCCCUUUAUCCAUCUCCUUUCCUCUAUGCAUCCAUCCAUUUGACGUUAUGGCCUUUGCUUUGUCCUAGUUACUUUUGGAAAAAAAGAAGUAACUAUCACUUGACCAAAGUGUUGCCUAGCUUAUGCAAAGUUUUGAUUCAUCCCUAUUCUCCAUGCAUCCAUCCAGCCAACCAGUUUCCAUAUCUAUCCUCUGGGCUCGCGUUUGACCUCUGCAUGCUAGGCAACAGUUGCUUAGACAUCAGCAGGCCACCACAGCGGCGCCAACACCGACAUAGACCUUUUUAUCCAACUCGUUAAUUAACAAAACUGACUGAUCAAAGAAGACGAUGUGUGCACAAGUCUCAGCACAUGAAAAAAAAAAGAAAUCUCCAUUUAAUACCACCCCCACCUGCC